AUGUCAUAUAUAAAUAAUCGUACUCAUCCAAAUAAUUAUUCUGGCCCCGAAAAAAAUUAUCAAUAUGACGACAUCGAUGUAGAUUUAAUAGAAGUGGAAUCUUUUGAUCAAGAGAGUAACGAAGACGCUGGAGUUGGAAGCAGUAAGAGUAUGAUUAGUUCAGAAUACAGUUUAUUAGCAGGAAUGUCUCCAAUUGAACAAAAAAAAUUUGAAAUGCAACAAAUGAAGAUCUUACAAAAAUUACAACGAAAAGAUAUUGCGGAUGUAUCGAAAAAUGUUACCGAUUCUAUCGAUUCAGAAUCAAUUCAUUCUUCGCUUAUUUCUUUAAUAUCGCGAUAUGCUGAUGAAUAUGUUGAUGAAUAUGUUGAUGAAUAUUCCGAUGAAUAUUCCGAUGAAUAUGUUGAAGAAUAUGCUGAUUCGAGUAAUCAAUCUAAUCCUUCUCAAAAACCUGCUUCCAAACAUACCGUUUCAUUUAGUAAAUUGAUGUCAUUCGGUUCUAUUAGGGGAAAAUUUAAUCGUCAACGUAGCAUACGACAUAUUCGCAUGUUAAGUGAAUUAAAGAUUCCUGUUCCUGAUGCAAAUGAACCAAUUAUAUUUGAAUCUAACGUGAAAAGAUGGAAUUCUUCUGUAUUUAAAAAAUCUUCAAAUAAUUACCUUGUCCUUACAAGUAAAUGUCUUUGUAGCUUUAAAAAUGCUGAGAAAGCUGCAAAAAUAUUUUCUCGUCUAAUUCAUAAUGAUAAAAGCACUGAUGAAGAUACUUCUUCAGACUCCUCUGAUACCGCAACGAAAGUUUUACCAUCGGAAAAUAUCAUCCUUUCAUUACCUACAGUUUAUGCCAUUUCUGAACAAUUAACACCUGAACCUUGCAUUAGAAUUGAUUAUAUAUCGGGUCCUAAAAAGCAUGCUCGCGUUUCAAUCACAUCCCAAGACCUCGAAAGUCAUAAUCAGUGGCUUUCAACGAUAAGAACCGCAGUUCGUACCGCGAAUGCCGUAGGUUCUUAUUUAACGCUGAAUCAACGUACUUGGAUCAUGUCAAAAUUACAAUCGGUACAAGAUUUAUCCGAUGAGAACGAAGAGAAUUUGGUUGCUUUUCGAGUUAUAUUAAAAUCAAUUAUCGAUGAAGGUUCUAGGAAAGAACAUGAUAAAGAUCCAAAAGUUACGAUUUUUUUCAUCUUAGGAAGAAGCAAUGUUUACUUUAUUCCAACUAGUUUAGUUGGAAAUGAGUUGUCGAGUGAUGAAAAUGGAAUGAAAUCAGAUCGAAUUCCUCAUUAUCCUUUGCUUGUUGAAGAUACCAAGUCAAAAGAUGUCGAAUUUCAUAGAUAUAAAUACCCCUUAUUAUGUCUCACGGACAUAUAUUCAGAUGGAAGAGAUGAUUCCUUUCAAUUAACAUUUAAAAAUAAUAUUGGAUCCAUGAAAAGAACUUUAUCACUUGGAUCUCUUUUAGUAGAAAAUAUUAUAACCGAAAUUCGCACAGCGAUCGAUUCUAUUACAUUUUGGUGGCCAAGCCCCGGUUAUCAAUUAAGAGCACCGACAAAUAUGCAAGCAACGAUUAUACCCCCAGAACCUGAGAGCGAUAAGGCUUCACAGGUGGUAGGGCUUGAAAGAAUGAUCGAAGCCCAAUGUCAUGCCUAUCUUGUCAAUAAAUCAAGGAUUACUUUCAAAAUCGAAUAUGUAGUUGGAGCCAAAAGUACCUUUAUAGGAUUAGGAAUUGACCAUUUACCCUUUAGAUUUAUCCUUCUCCCCCCUGCAUCUCAAUCAUCUGAAUCACAAUUAGAGCAUGAAAGUCCUUAUUCAAAUCAAGAGUUAAUAGCGAUUUUUAAUUCUCUUAAAUAUCAUCCACUUUUACAUGAAAUAAUUCUUCGUCAUACAAACCUUUUCGAACUUCAAAUUCAACAGGGACCUAGAGAUCAUGAUGGAAUGAAUAUGCUUGCCGCCGUAAUAUAUGAUCUUUUAUUAUCCAAUCCAAGAUUAAAGAAAUUGGAUUUAACAUCUUGUGGAAUUACAAGUGAAACAGUUUCGGCAAUUGGUAAAGCCCUCAUAACAGGACAAUCAUGUUUAGAACGUUUAUUGUUGGGAGGAAAUUCAAUUAGAGGAGAAGGGGCUCAAGCAUUAGCUAGUGGAUUAACUGGUCAUAAAUCAGCUAUUAAAGAAUUGGAUAUUUCAAAUUGUAAAUUAACCAAUGAUUCAGUUGAAUCAAUCCUUCAAGCCUUGGAUACAAAUGUUCCCGAAGAAUUAGAGGUUUUAAAUAUCUCAAAUAAUAGUUGUGAUCUGGAGACAAAUGUUUUAGAGGAACUUUUAUCAAAAACCGUAACACUUAGGACAUUAAAUUUACGUAGAUGUCAAAAAUCCUUUACUCAUAAAAAUCCUUUGAUAUCGGUGGAACUUUUAGGUAAUAUUAACCUUACAACUUUAGAUUUAGGAGAGAUUUCACUUAAUAGUCGUGAUCACUUGAAUGCGUUAUACGAAUAUAUUCAAUCACCAGCAUUCGCCAAAAUACGAUAUUUAAGUGUGGAUCAUUGUGAUUUGGAUGGGGGAGCAGUUUCACUAAUAUUAUCAUAUGUCACAACAUCACCAAAUUAUGAAAAGAUAAGAGUUUGGGCAGGAGGAAAUUAUGUAAUGAGAUCCUCGCAGGGUUUUAAAGAAUUUAUUAAUGCGAUUAAAAGUGAUUGGACUCCAAUAUGGCUUUCGUUGGAAGAUACUAUAUUUGGAUUAAAUCUUGACAUGAUCAUUGAUAUUUUACAAGCAUUUUCUGAAAACACAGUUAUACAAUAUUUAGAUCUAUCUUAUCCCAAUUUUAGUAAACAUAAAGGUGUAUCACCCACUCCGCAAACGCAAAUGAUCGCAAAGAAAGCAUGUGAAGCUAUUGGAAGCUUAUUUAGAGAAAAUAAGUCGAUAAAAGGAUUAGAUUUGCACGGAGAAUCUUCAAGAAGAUUCGGUUCUUUACUCGGCAAAAGUUUAUCUGGAUUGAAAGAGAACAACACUUUGGAAAAAUUGAAUAUUAAAGGAAAUGCCAUAAGUGAUCAUGGUGCUAAAGUGUUAAGCGAAGUAUUGAAAGUCAACACAAAAUUAAGAGUUUUAAGUUGUGAUGAGAAUGAGAUUGGAAUUGAAGGGUAUAGCGCAAUACAUAAAAUCCUAACCACUGGUUUAAAUGUGACAUUACAACAAUUCUCAUACCCAACACAAGACUUACGAGCCCAUAAUGAAAGUCUGGAUUCAAAAUUAACGAUUAACUCACCACGUGAUACCAUAUUCGGUCCUCCUACGGCUAAAAUGAGUCAGAGAAUUGCAGCAGAAAAACUAAAGGUUAAUUUCCGUGAAAUUGUAGAAGAAAUUAUGAUGGCAGUUGAUGAACAUGAAGAAAGUUUUUCUGAAAGUAACUCUAACGCGGAUGAUAAUAAAUCAUCUAAAACAGGAAGUAGCAGCACUAGUGAGAGUGAAGUGGAGUACAAUGUUGAAGCAAUUGGAGGAGCAAGGACAGAACAUGGUUAUAAAUUAUCCAAUGCAUCCCCACCUCCAAUUCCAGUCGCUGCUAGUACAUUGGAACGUGUAAUUAUAUUAGCUACAGCAUUAUAUGCCAGUUUAAAAUUGGUCAGUAUAAUGGCAGCUAAUGAGGUUGGACGCAUUGAAGGUCUAGAUUUGAUGUUACUUUCUAUAUGGACUUGGUUUGUAUACUCAUUCGGUUUCCCGUUUUCGAAUAAUGAGGAGAAACUCUUUCAUAGAUUAUGGGGAACUGAUGAGAAAUAUUAUAGAAAUGAUGUCGAUGAUGGCGCAUUUUACGGAACAUUGUUGAUUCCAAUAGUAGCUGCUGCAAAAAUAAUAGAUGGUCAACGUUCAUCAUCAUCACCUAAUGAUGAUGAAUCUUCUAUGGCUAUGGGACUUUUACCUCUUUUUCAAAGAUUACCUUGGCAACUUAUUAUAUUUUCGCAAUUUUUCUAUCAUACUUCAUUGUAUACCAUUGCAAAAUCAAUGAAAAAGAGUUUUACAUUUGGUGAAUUGGCGGUUGUUUCACAGGCUUUAACGUUACUCGCAGUUGAAGCUUGGGUAGUAACGAUGAAUCAGUUUGGAUUACUUAGACUUUUUCCUUUACAAAAUCAUAUACCUAGUAAUAUAGUCAUCUUUCAAAUUGCUCUUAUCCUUGGUAUAUUAUUGAUAGGAAUAGUUUUAUCGCCGUUUCUUAUACGUUCAAGACAACUAGCACAACAACCGACUUGGAAAAUUAAGCACACACGUGACAUCAAUAGCAGAAAGAAAAAAGUUGCCUUUAUUAUUUAUUUUAUUACUGUACUUAUGAUUGGUUCAAUUGGACUUUGGGUGCAAGCUUUUUUGAAUAUAGAUCCUUAUUCAUGGAUGCUUGGAUUUGUUAUAGAGAAAAAAGCACGAAUAUUUUUGUGUAUAUUUUGGAUAGGAUUAAUUGCACUAUCCCUUGGUUUAUUUAUUCAAUUGUCUCAAGCACGUAAAAUUUAUUCUUUAAAUACAAAACGAAAAUAUUUCCACUUUCUAGCAUUAAUCAUGUUUAUGCCAGGAUAUCUAUUUGAGUCAGUAUUUAUGCAUUUAGCAUUUAGUGUAGCAUUUGCUGCAUUAAUUUAUUUGGAAUAUUUGAGGUAUUUUGCUGUAUUUCCGUUAGGGAAACAACUUCAUGUAUUUCUCAGCGAAUUUUUGGAUUCUCGUGACGCGGGGCCAAGUAUUUUAAGUCAUAUAUAUUUACUCGUUGGGUGUGCUGGUUGCAUUUGGUUGGAUGGAUCUUCUACACUAGCAAAUAUUUCUGGUAUAUUUACUUUAGGCCUUGGCGAUUCAAUGGCUUCUAUAAUUGGAAGAAAAUAUGGAAGGCAUAGAUGGCCUGGAGCUUUUAAAACUAUUGAAGGAUCCAUUGCAUUUGUUGUCUUUAUAAUGAUCGGGGCAGUUAUAUUAAAUCUUACAGCAUCAUCCAAUAUAUGGGCGGAUUCUGCUCAAUCUGGUGGUUUCAGUAAUUGCUCUCUUGGAGGCAGUAACUUAUCAAAAUGA
Funneliformis geosporum is the source of this 5001-nucleotide messenger RNA. The record is from the annotation of a GenBank genome assembly. Lineage: Eukaryota; Fungi; Glomeromycota; Glomeromycetes; Glomerales; Glomeraceae.